Molecule: messenger RNA, 1129 nt
Organism: Schistosoma turkestanicum
Lineage: Eukaryota; Metazoa; Platyhelminthes; Trematoda; Strigeidida; Schistosomatidae
Source: the annotation of a GenBank genome assembly
GCAUUGAUGUACAUUCCUACUUCGACCCUUGCAGGCGCGUGAACCGACAAGGUCACUUCGGCAUCGUCCAAGGUCGUCCCUGAGUUUGUCUCAUUAAGCUAACUUGUAUAACUUAUCAUGUUUUUAUUUGGGAAUAUCUUGCUUUUAUUUGCCAUUAAGUUAACCUUAAUUCCGCCAUAAAUUUCCUCAAAACUGAUACAGGGCUAUAACGAAUUUCCAGGCAAUGCUGUUGAAAUUACCGACGUUUUGCACAGUUUCCAAUAAACGUUAGAUCACUCGAAAUUGUAAGAUUAGUGGCUAUGCUGAAAUCAUGAUUUUUUUGGGUGACGCCUGGUUUUUGACACUGGCUAAGUUUAUGUUCAUGAUCUUUACGGGCUGGUCUGUUUUUUUUCGUGUUACUUUCCUAAACAAAGAAAUCCUAACAUGGUGUGUUCUUCUUGCAAACAAGAAAUACCAGAUUGGGCGAUAAAACCAUGCAGUCAUCAAAGUUUAUGAGCAGAAACGGCAUUCCAUUGCAAGCUAUCUGUCGGUAUCGAAGUUUUGGUAUCAAAUUAAAGAGCUUUGAUCCACCUUAUUUGUCUGCCAAACCGCCAAUUCAUGUUUAUCAAAGUUUACAGUUCGAUGUAAAAGGGCAUGACUACGUGCAGUUAGAGAAAUUCACUUCAUAUAUUCACAAAUUUUUUAACAACUGCGGUUAUGAAGUUGAAAGUUUUCCACUGCCUCCCAACAAAAAGCUCUACCGACUUUACCAUACCAAUUCAACAAAUAUCCGAUCAGAUUUCGAAAUAUCUGAAUUCCGAAGAAUAUAUAGAAUAUCGGGUGUAAAAGCUGUUCACUUACCAAUAUUGUUAGAUCUUAUCUAUCAGAACUUAUCUUCAGGGAUUAAAAUUGAUGUUGGAAAGAUGGAUACUUCCUUAGAUGAAGGUCGUUUCGUUCCACAACUUGAAAAAGAAGCUUUGGAGAAGGAGUUAUCGAAACUGAAAGCCUAGAAAUUUCUAUCUUGUUGGCAUUUUGUACACAAUUAAAGCUAAUUCUUAGGCACUGGUAUUUUUGUUUGCUAUCCUAUUUGAUUGAGCUCUUGAUAAGGUAUAUGGAAAGCUUCUAUGUUAGAAAUUUAAUUAAAGUGGAC